CUCAUCUAUUCUUUGAUAGUACGGAUCCAUACAGAGUACACAUUUGUUGUACCUCCUCGGAGUAAUACCGACAAACGGGAUUUCAGUCAACUUCCUCCCCACUAUCAAUUGGCCAAUCGGUCAAAAGAGCCACAUGACGUCUGAUGCAGUGUCAAUGGCCGCCGCGCCGGCAGAUCGUAGACGACGCCUCGCAAAGGCCUGCGAUCCUUGCCGGAAAAGAAAGCUUCGUUGCGACGGCGUCCGGCCAGUAUGCACCCGCUGCCACCAUCUCACCGCCCGCAACGCCCGCAGCGCCCCGUGCCAUUACGCUGAUGUCCACAAGCUCGCGGCGCGCCCGCGCCGACGCCGCAACCCCGAAGACACCAGCCGACAACAUGAAGCUCAUAGUGCUAGUCCUAAUCCUCCCCUGCCAGGUGAAGACGAUCUGGGCAGCUCCAACAACGACUCUCCAGCUUCAAGACUACCUCCCAACGUUGCCGUCGGCGCGCAUUCCCCGUCGCGGAGUACUCGUUCGCAACAGAUUGGCAGCGCCGCGUCCGCCACGCCUCUCAGAGAGGAUGCACGUCGCACAAGUUCUGGGUCCACGUGGCGAGCGGAAAGUGUGAAUAUUCCCAGACCAGUUUCGGACACCAUAGUAGGAGGAAGUGCAGAUAUGCGAUUCUUUGGUAUGCGCCUACAUAUGGAAUGCGCUCUUACGGGACACUAAAUACCAUGUUUUGAAGGUCCACCCGCCGGAAUCUCUCUCGUGCCGAUUGGUACCGCGUCUCGACAGCCUGAACAAUCGGAUCAAUAUAACACACAGCC
This is a messenger RNA of Truncatella angustata, 804 nucleotides long. RefSeq lists its product as uncharacterized. The record is from RefSeq and is a predicted model, not a curated record. Gene Ontology annotation, molecular function: zinc ion binding; DNA-binding transcription factor activity, RNA polymerase II-specific. The transcript has 2 exons. The coding region runs from base 134 to 706 and encodes 190 amino acids. NCBI's taxonomy places the organism in Eukaryota, Fungi, Ascomycota, Sordariomycetes, Amphisphaeriales, Sporocadaceae. Gene Ontology annotation, biological process: regulation of DNA-templated transcription. Gene Ontology annotation, cellular component: nucleus.